Molecule: messenger RNA, 2865 nt
Organism: Podarcis lilfordi (Lilford's wall lizard)
Lineage: Eukaryota; Metazoa; Chordata; Lepidosauria; Squamata; Lacertidae
Source: the annotation of a GenBank genome assembly
UGGUGAUGUCAUGAGCCCUGUUCAGGAGUGAGAAACCUGACACAGUGCUUCAUUAACUCAAGGGGGUCCAUGAGGAGGGGUGUCUCCUGUCCUUUCAAAUGGUAGAGGUGGAGAAAGGGUGAUCUGGUCCCAAUGGUGUCCCUGGAGGGUACCAUCGGCCUGUUGGCUGUGCUCUUCACAACCCACUUCCUUGUUUACUCUGAUGGCUUCAUCAGCCAAGCUGUCCUCCAAGCAACCAUGGACAAGAGACAGGGAGGAGGUAAGUAAUAUGAUAGAGCCACAGGGCAUAGCAACCUGAGAAAUCAGUGGUGUCAGGAACAGAGGCAAAACAGACAGAAGGUGGUGACAUAGCAGUAGGAAGAUGGCAACAGUGAGAGUGAAAACCUGUGCCUAAAAAACCCACACCACGAAUGUGGAAUGUCCCCCUCCCCCCACCAGCUGUCUUCAUAUAUUGAUAGGUAAAGGACCCCUGGACAGUUAAGUCCAGUCAAAGGCGACUGUGGGGUUUCGGCGCUCAUCUCGCUUUCAGGCUGAAGGAGCCAGCGCUUGUCCACAGACAGCUUUCAGGGUCGUGUGGCUAGCAUGACUAAACUGCUUCUGGUGCAAUGGGACACCGUGACAAAAGCCAGAGCGCACAGAAACGCUGUUUACCUUCCUGCCACAGUGGUACCUAUUUAUCUACUUGCACUGGCGUGCUUUCAAACUGCUAGGUUAUCAGGAGCUGGGACUGAGCAACGGGGGCUCACCUUGUUGCAGGGAUUCGAACCACCGACCUUCUGAUCGGCAAGCCCAAGAGACUCAGUGGUUUAGACCACAGCUCCACCAACCAUCUGCAAUAGCUUUCCCUGGGCUGAACGCGGAAGCAGGAUGUGCUGGUAAAUGGGCAGAAAGAGUUGCCUAUUAAAAAAUCCUUUGAAACGUUUCAUAGAAAGUUUCAUCUCACAGUGGAUUGUGUGGCACUUAUAGAACAGCUACUGCUGUUCCAAAAUAUUCAGCAACAUUUGGAUAGAUUUGGAUAGGCAAGUGGCCCCACUGGCCCCAUACCCUUAAAGCAGGGUCAUAUCCCUUUAAACAGUCGUGAAUUCCCCCAAAGAAUCCUGGAACCCCAGUUUGUUAAGUGUACUGAGUUGCUAGGAGACCCCUAUUUGAUUCACAAUCCCUCCUCCCAGGGAACUCUGCCCUGGGAAUAAAAUUGGGAUGAAGGGAUUUUCUCAGGAUGUUGGAGGGUGUGUGUGCUGUGUCCUGUUGGUGUAGUGAUGGUGGCACUCACCCUUCUUCUGAUAGGAAAUGCUCUGUGGGGGGACGGCAAAAAACGGGGGGUCUCAGAGGGUCAGUUGCAGGGGAGUGAGAAAUGUCCCUAUUUUCAUCUGAGGAAUGUUGGAGGGUAUGUGAGUCACAAGCUGUGCAGCCUUGUUUACCGGGCAGUGGCUUUCAAAAGCCAGGAUCUAUCUACGAGAACCCCAGGUUUGUCCUAAAAUCCUCAAGGAGAUUGAUUGUGGCAGUCAUGCUUUCGUUAAAGACAGAUUGCUCACCCGUUACCUAGAAAUGGACAACCAUUGUGAAGUAUUAACUCUGUGCCCCAGAAUUUCUCCUGUGCCCCAGGAUUUCGUGAGAUGCAUUCAGUGGUUCCCCAGUAACUGGCAAUUGCUAGAAUGCAUAGAAAACUAAAUAGGCAUGCCCAGCAGAAGUGGGGUGGGGUGCACUUUUGUGUCCAUAAAAUAAAUUUGUUCACAGCUGUUUACAAGGGGGCAAAGAUUGUUUGGAGAGGUGUCAACGUGGUGGGGAAGAGGGAGCGCAUUCACCUCGUGCACUGAACCACGGGUGCCAUCAGCACACACUGCAUUGCUUUCAGAUAGGCAUGCAUACAUGUUCAUUGACUGCAGCUGGAUUGGACCAAAGGCUUUCUGUGCAGCGCAGGAGAGCAAUGAAACUGCCAGUACAAUGUGGCACAGCAGGGAGAAUUAUUUCCUCCGCAUCAGCCUCCAGGGGUGAAGCAGCAACAGUCUGAGAGACACGUCUGCAAAUAGCUAUAUCAAAUGCACCACAUGUAGCAUGCAAGUGCGUGUGUUGCAAAACAUUUCCAUUCCUCUUGAAACAACCACUUUCUCAGGAAAACCCGGUUCUCAUGAAAACGCAAUGCAAAUUUGCUAGAGGUAGUGUCAGGAUAAACUAAGGGACUCAAAUAUAACGUUUUAAGGGUGUUUUAAGUGCACGUUACAAAUGUAACACUAGUUGGCGAUGGUGAGUGAAUGGGAAAUUCAAUAUGCAUAUAAUUUAGAACAUUUCUUUAAAAAGCAUUUUCACAACGGUUUUUUAACUACAUGUCUAGAUUUAGCCUAAGAAGGGAAUGUAAACACAAUUCACGGGAAAGGGCAGAAUGGAGUGUCAGCACACGGAGUGAAUGAAAGAGUGAGAAUCAUAGAAAAGAGAUUUUUGAUUCCCCCUUUAUGUUUAAGGCGGGGGGAAGAUGGAAGAAACAUUUGUGGCUUCAUCAACAGGGGAAGGCAUGGAGGUGAUCGACAUGGCUGAGAGCGAGGACUCCCAACUGCUGGGGAAUGCGGCCGUGAAGGACAUGUUGCUGGACUUGGCCGUCUCUCUGAACACAGCCAGUGUCAUGCUGUUUUUUUUAUGCGUGACAUAGAGCCCGAAGUCUUAGCAAUGGUAAUGGAUGAAGACAACAUGAACAUCUACUUGUGCUUCAUGAUUGCCUUCUGAGAAGCAGCUGUGGCUUCAUCGCUCAUGUCCAGGGACUUUUGGGGCUCCACCGGAGAACAGGGGCUUUUGUAACAGCUACACACACCUCCACAUUCAUGGUCCCCCGAGAACAAUAAAACCUCUGACCAAAGCUUGUAGAGUUUGUUCUAA